Mirounga angustirostris (Northern elephant seal) is the source of this 1456-nucleotide messenger RNA. RefSeq names its product testis expressed 55 (gene TEX55). The transcript has 3 exons. Gene Ontology annotation, cellular component: nucleus. Lineage: Eukaryota; Metazoa; Chordata; Mammalia; Carnivora; Phocidae. The record is from RefSeq and is a predicted model, not a curated record. Bases 101 to 1456 code for a protein of 451 amino acids.
GCGUGCGGGCGGCAACGUCGCGCGCCCUGUGGAGGUCACCUAGGAGACCAGGCCGGCCCCGCCCACGGCGUCCGGCAGCCUAGCCCCGCCAGGGCGGAAAAUGCAAGAGCCUCCCCAAGAGGGUCCCGCAGAAUCCUUGGCACCUGAAAGCACAGCCAAGUCCCCGGAUGACAACCACACAGAUGGCCAGGAAGGCAACUGGCAGAACCAGGAUGAAGAAGAGGUAGAUGACCAGACUGAUCCCAGAACGGCUGAGCAGGUUGCCCAAAGAAUGUCCGGACAGACUGACCACAAAGGAUCUGAACCCACUGGGCGCCAAACAUCUGAUCAGGCUGAUCUCAGAGCCUCCGACCACGCUAAUGUUGCUCAGCGUAGUACAUCUGAUCAGGACGACCAAAGAAUGUAUGAACAGACAGACAGCAGGACAUCUAGCCAAGCCAGCCAUGUACAGUCUGAAGAGACUGACAGCCAGAUGUUUCCUCCACGUGAACAAAGAACUUCUCAACAGAUUGAACGCAGACGGUCCAGCCAGGUUGAAGGAAGAGAUUAUGGGCAGACUGACCGCAGAAGGUCCGACCAGACCGAGCCAAGAGCUUAUGAGCAGAGUAAUCGUAGAUUGUCUAGCCAGUCGGACAGAAGAACUUCUGAACAGAUUGACGGUGGAUUGUCGGUCUCAUCCGAACAAGGAGCCUCUGAACAGAUUGGCCGCAGAACUUCUGAACAGAUUGACAGCAGGUUGUCUGGCCUGGUUGAACGAAGAACUUCUGAAAAGACUGGUCACCAAGUUGACCCCAUAACAUCUCUAAAGACUCAGCAAAAAGUGGAUGAGGAAGCUGCUGAAGGAGCUGAGCAGCAAGCUGACAGCAGUGCUGAUCACCUUCCCGUGGACAAGGCUGACUACAGUGACCAGGUGGAUCACUUAUUGGCUGAAGAGAAUUCCUACAAAGACCACCUCGCUGACUAUGGAGCACCUGGCCAGUACGACGACAGAAUAUUUGCCCAAUUUGGUGACAUUAAGGGGUACAGAGAGGCUGAGCCCAGAAUAGAACCCUGCGAAUUUGAGACCAGAGAAAUCGACGGGGACAAUUCCCCAGUUUCAGGGGAAACAGACACGGAAAGUGCGACCAACGUGCAAGUGUUUGACUCAUUUGGUGCCAGAUUCAACAGUAAUUUGCAAGCAAAAGACCAAGUCUAUUCCCAGAGAUUCCCCUGUAUCUCAUCCAAGUUGGACUAUAUCAUCGGUCGGGAAAAAACUGAAGCCAUAGAAACCAAGCCUGAUGAUAUUCCAGAAUACCAAGAAGGAAGGAAAUCUUUUGGAUACAAUCAAACUUACAGGAGGCAGUUCCCUCCCAUUGUAUAUGAAGAUCCUUAUCAAGUUUCACUACGAUACAUGGAGAAGCACCACAUUCUGCAAAUAUUCCAGAAUCAAAUGCCUCACAAGGAAGUUUCUAUGUAA